AUGGCGAUGGAUGAAAAUUCAAACAUGUUGAUUGUCCAUUGCAUCAUACACCGAGAAAACUUAGUUGCCAAGAAACUGUCCCCUGCUCUUAACGAGAUUCUACGAGCUGUGAUUAAGUGUGUCAAUAGCAUUAAAGCAAAUCCCAAAACCGAAUGUCUUUUUAAGCAGUUAUGUGUAAAUCAAAGUGCCGAGCAUGUUCGAUUAUUGCUUCAUAUAGAAGUAAGGUGGAUAUCAAGUGGAAAUAGUUUAAAAAGGUUCAUGGAAUUAUUUGAUCAGCUUAAUGACUUUCAUAGUGACAAAUGUGAAAUGAAAAUGCUGUGUACAGUGAUGGAAAAGCAUUUGUCAGUUAUCUGA
Molecule: messenger RNA, 354 nt
Organism: Octopus bimaculoides (California two-spot octopus)
Lineage: Eukaryota; Metazoa; Mollusca; Cephalopoda; Octopoda; Octopodidae
Product: protein ZBED8L-like
Source: RefSeq, a predicted model, not a curated record